ACCCGCGAAAAUCGAUGGUCAUGAAAAAUGCAGGCCUGUCCCGAUACAGGGAUUCCUAUACCGCACAACACCGAGCAGAGUCAUCGGAGGAGUCUAGCGACUGACCUCACAUAUGCUAAUUGUCCCAUUGCUAUCUGCACGCGACGCCACCAUUGGCGUAUUAUCCCGUAAUCACUACUCGACUGGCCCUGAAUCGAAAGCAGCUCGGAUGGUUUGAUAAAAUGAGCGAGGAUCCGACGAGAAGCCUUACUUAAAAACAUCGCAACCUGAAACUUUCCGAAGGCUUUCGGAAAGAUCCGUCAAUUUUUUCGACAAUUCCUGACGGACUGGAUAGCAACGAUCGGAUCUGUGCUGGAGGGAGGAUUCCUCCCCCCCACCCCCUCCUUCCGUGCGAUAACGACGAGCGUCGAUGCAUUUUUACGACACGCGAACGUGACGUCAUCGGGCCAAUAUCAAGGACUCGGCAAAGCAGGGUUGACUCUUCACUCCCGAUCACGUCUCGACGCAACGCGUCGACAUUCGACGACCUUUGUCACGCCAGAGAACACCCGGAGCUUUAAGGAAAGAGGACAUUUUCGAGGGCUUGACCGAGGGCUCUGAUUAGAGGCUCGAUAAUAUCCUGGUGAAUUACAGCGGUUGGUGAUGAAGUACCGUGCGAAGGGGAAAACUGUCGCGGAAUCCGGUGUAGUUUCUCCACUCUCGCCGAGUUAUUUUAACUGCCGGUGAAUGAUGCAGCGCAGAACCAACCCUCGUCGUCGUUAUCUUCACCUUUGGCGAGAGUUCGCCGCCUUCCACGUUCGCGAACCAUCCGCAACGCGGUUCUGGUUUGCGCGCACGUCCCAGCUGUGUCGAGAGGCCAGAGAGAAAGACUCGGACAUGUACGACGCCACGGUUCAUCCUGAGGAAAAUCCAAGAUCGUUUCGAGACCCGAUUUCAGAUAUCGACAAAGGCAGCGAGCGCCGUUUGAGCGGCGCCAAGGCUUUUCUAGGCCUGCACGAGGUGACGAAAAUCGGAAUUUGGCGAUCGCUGAUCGCCGAACUUCUCGGUACGCUGCUCUUGGUUCUGAUUGGCUGCGGAUCUUGCAUCGCAUGGGACACGACGGGGAAACCAACGGUAUUUCAAAUCGCCUUCACGUUCGGUCUGACCGUUGCGACUCUAGCACAGGCAAUUGGACAUGUGUCGGGAUGUCACGUCAACCCCGCUGUCACCGCUGGUCUUGUCGUCAGUGGAAACUGCAGUCUGCUUAAAGGAUUCUUCUACAUCGCUUUCCAAUGUAUCGGAGCUAUUGCUGGGGCAGCCAUUCUAAAGGUAAUGCUGCCGAAUUCAGUCGCUGGAACUCUCGGGAGCACCGAGGUUAAUGCAGCGGUGAACAUUGGCCAAGCUGUAUUGAUCGAAGCCCUCAUCACCUUCAUGCUCGUCCUGGUCGUCCACGGAGCGACUGACUCGAAACGGAACGACAUCAAGGGGUCAGUGCCGCUGGCCAUUGGUCUUGCCAUUACAGCUGCUCAUCUCGCAGCGAUACCGCCAACCGGAAGCAGCAUGAACCCGGCUCGUAGUUUGGGCCCCGCCGCAGUUAUGGGGCUGUGGGACAACCAAUGGGUCUACUGGGUCGGACCGAUCGUUGGAGGAGUCGCUGCCGGCGCCAUUUACAAGCUAUGUUUUCACAUGGGAUUAACGAGGGACGAGGAUCAAGGAUCAUACGACUUUUAGCGUGUCUUAAGAUUAGUUAUUUUAACCUGUGUAAAUUAUUCAAGGUGCGACCCUCGCGAGUUAAGGGUCACUUGCAAUCAGACAAGUGCGAGUGGUUAAUUAUAUCUCUACGUUGACGAGUAACGGACCGAACUCGGUGCGCCGUUUUAGGGAAGGCACCAGGAGGUGAAUAUACCGAAUGCUCGUCCCGGACGAAAGAUUCUCUGUAUUGUUACAUGUAUAGAAGUGACAAGACCGAUCGUUUCGUUGCAGGAAGAAUGAGAUGGUGAGAUCUUUUCAAAAAAUAUGUAGGUAUAUAUAUUUUUUUUUUUUUUUCUUGCGCAUAACUUCUUCGAUCGAAGAUAAUUGUAUAUUACCACCCGUACGUUGACACUUUGGUACGUUCAAUGGAAAGAAAAAAAGGGAAUAUACAUUAUAUAUUUCCAAAAUUAUUUCACAACUUCAUUAAUCCUCGAUUAGUGAUGGAAUCUCAUUUUCAGUAUGUUAUAAUGACAUAUACACGUUAUCGGGAACCAACAAACGAAAAAAUACAGAAGAGACCACUCGAAUUACCAAUAUUAUGGAUCUUUGGUGCGUUAUAACUUGCUCUUAUGUAUACGUAGGUACAUCAUCGUUAGUGGAUUAAGUUCUCAUCAUUACAUCUAUCAUCAUACAUAUUGCGUAAUACUCGCUGUAAAAUUUUUUGAGAAUCAUAUCGGAAGAUCGUUGAAUAUCUGUCUACUCGUCUCGCAACACCUAGAAUAUAAAGUGUUUUGAUGCGAGGUUUCAUUCUACUAUAACAGAGGUUAAAAACGUUGAGUAUUGAUUCGCGCAGCUACUUCCCCAUCAGGGUGGCCACCCGUCUGGAAAACCGGGAAAACCGGGAAAUGUCAGGGAAUUUUGUAUGUCAGGGAAAAGUCAGGGAAAUGUCAGGGAAUUUUUUGGUUGGUCAGGGACUUUUUAUAGAACUCACGGAUUUCAAAAGCUUUGUCCAUAAAAUUGAGAUGCUAUCACCGCAUCGUCACAAUUUUUCUUCUCUUCUUAUCGACGAUUAUAAGCUUAGUUGUUGAUUGUCACAUGAAUUCAGUAGUACCAACAGACAUCGGUUUGAUUUAUCUAUGACCGUCGCUGCGUGUGGAGACGCAAGUUCACCGACGCCUAAUAGUCUAGAAAAAUCGAAGCCUCAGGUUUUUGGCAGUAACUCAAAAAGUAAAAGCGCUAGCGGAAAUUUUAAAAUGAUUCUUAAAGAGGAGGAAAUUUCCAAUAAAAAAGUACCAGCACCCGGAAUUCUAUCUUCAGUAUUAGUAAUUUUAAUUUAACGCUGAACACAGGGCUCUGCGCAACUGUUACGGCAUAGACGCGCCGCGUCUAGACAAUACACCGCAUAAAAUAAUUGUUUCGCUGUAUUAAAUAUCAAUUUAAAAAUUUGGAUAAAUUGUGGUGCAUUCUUAACGCUUAAAAGAAAAAUUUUCCGUUGGAAAAAAAUUUUUAAGUUUAUUUUUCAAAAAGUUACACAUUCGUUAAUUAGUCAUAAUUCUUCGAACCUCGAUUUUCAUUGCAAACAGCAUAAAUGUUCAAAUAAUAGCUUUAAAAAUAUUUCGCUUCUUGGAGCCCAUUCUUAAAUAUAUACUUAACAAGACCAAGCAAAUGGAAAUGUUCAUUUUUUGUCAACUUUCAAAAAUCACAAUGAACGGAAUGAACAACUUUUAAAAACUUUUAUAACUUUAAUAUAUUUGGCCAUACUUUACCUAGGUUACUAUAGUUGUUAGUGAUUUCUGCACAAAUUGUGCAUCAAAAUAUUAGGGAAAAAUAAUGAUUUUAGUCAGGGAAAACCAGGAAAUGUCAGGGAAUUCCGUGAGCGGAAUUGAGUGGCCACCCUGCCCAUCUAAAUCCCAGCUUUCUUCGAAUUAUGAUUAGUUUUUAAAAAGUCCUUCAUUCUUUUUUACUACUGGAGUUUUCUUUGUAUAACAAACAUUCGAAACCCUGCUUUUGUGAUACACAUAAUGUUCUCACGAAAGAGAGUGUAAGUAUUAAUUGAAAAUUGUAAGCUAGAGAAUGAAGGAAAAUGCCAAGCGAUUCGUAUAUUAUUAUAAAUCUCUAAAGAUCAAUGUCACUCGAUCUAAAAUAUAUGGCACAAUAUUAUAAAUCUGUAGUAUUUAUAAUCAAAUUUUUGCAUGCUUUUCAUCGAACAAAUGCAUUUUAAUUCAUUUUUUUUGCACCGUGAUUCCUCUUCUACAUUUAUCUGCAUCAUCUGUAUCGGUAUUGCUCUGAUUUACCCAGCAUUUUAUUUAAGUUUUGUAUAUAUUGUACUUAAUAUUUAGAAUUAAUGUUUCUCUACGUGUUUAUAGUACACCUGCAUCGGUAACUUUUUACAACGCAAUAAAGCCGAUAAUUAUGUAA
Messenger RNA from Neodiprion fabricii, 4089 nucleotides. It is a transcript of the gene Drip, whose product is annotated as aquaporin AQPAe.a. Gene Ontology annotation, cellular component: plasma membrane. Gene Ontology annotation, biological process: transmembrane transport. The transcript has 5 exons. NCBI's taxonomy places the organism in Eukaryota, Metazoa, Arthropoda, Insecta, Hymenoptera, Diprionidae. The coding region runs from base 727 to 1710 and encodes 327 amino acids. Gene Ontology annotation, molecular function: water channel activity. The record is from RefSeq and is a predicted model, not a curated record.